Molecule: messenger RNA, 402 nt
Organism: Amaranthus tricolor (Joseph's coat)
Lineage: Eukaryota; Viridiplantae; Streptophyta; Magnoliopsida; Caryophyllales; Amaranthaceae
Exons: 1
Coding region: 1-402 (133 amino acids)
Source: RefSeq, a predicted model, not a curated record
AUGGAGUACAUGUCUAGGAUUCUCAAAGUAGCAAGGGAAACCAAAGGCUUCUCCUUCCACCCUCGAUGCCUCAGAAUGAAGCUCAACCACCUUGUCUUUGCUGAUGACUUAAUGUUGUUCUGCAAAGGGGAUAUGAAGUCUAUAAUGAUUCUUAAGCAACGAGUGGAAACCUUUUCGGCAAGUUCGGGUCUAUGCGCCAAUAACUCCAAAUCAAGGAUAUACCUUGCCGGGAUUGAUCAGGAGUUUAGAAAUCAAGCAGCUCAAAGCCUGGAGUUCACAUCUGAAAACCUUCCUGUCCGCUACAUAGGGAUGCCCCUCACCUCUAAACGGUACACAAUUGCAGACUAUGAAUAUCUAGUGGAAGAGAUGACAAACCAGAUUAGGUUUUGGUAUGCUAGGUAA